Molecule: messenger RNA, 1920 nt
Organism: Aspergillus mulundensis
Lineage: Eukaryota; Fungi; Ascomycota; Eurotiomycetes; Eurotiales; Aspergillaceae
Product: SET domain-containing protein
Exons: 2
Coding region: 1-1920 (639 amino acids)
Cellular component (GO): nucleus
Molecular function (GO): protein binding; histone H4K20 methyltransferase activity
Source: RefSeq, a predicted model, not a curated record
AUGCCAUUCUCGAAGGCCCGGUCCAGUCCGUCUGUAGAACGGCGCGACCGUCUGACACUUGCGAAAUUGGCCAGCUAUGACGAUGUCGCAACGGAUGCGCUGGUUGACUGUGCUUAUUUUUGGACGAACACCCGCAAAAAUCGGACGAAAUAUAUCCCUGUUCGCGGUCUACUCGAGGAUACGAUGGCUCGGAUUCUUUUGCACGAUGUCAUUGUCGCCAAGGAUGUGGCUGCAGCAGAACGCAAGAUAUUGGAUUUAACCGGAAUGAAGAGAUACCUGGCAAAACUUCCCAACGAUCGUGAGAAGGACUGGUUCCGCAAGCACCUUCGCAAAUAUAUACAGAUGUACCUUCCCGACUGCCCGUUUGAGGUUACGACUACCAAUCGCUAUACGAUAACCGAACACGAAGCCGCCAUCUGUGCCCGGCGAUUCAUUCCGCAGGGCCAGGAGAUCAAGUACUUAAGCGGGACACUGGUGCCGAUGACUAAAGAAGAGGAGCAGGACUUGGAUUUGAAGAGAAAGGACUUUAGUAUCGUGAUGUCGAGCCGGAGGAAAACGCCAUCUUUUUUCCUGGGUCCCGCCCGCUUCGCAAAUCAUGAUUGCAGCGCCAAUGGGCGCUUGGUAACUCGAGGUUCUGAGGGGAUGCAGGUCGUCGCCACUCGGGACAUAUAUAUUGGCGAGGAAAUUACGGUUUCGUACGGAGAAGACUACUUUGGCAUCGACAAUUGCGAAUGUCUGUGUCUUAGUUGCGAACGCGUUCCUCGGAACGGUUGGUCACAGAAUGACUCUGAGCCACCAAGCAAAGCCUCUACACCGGAACCUGGGGCUGUCGAAAACUACCUUACGCCGAGGAAACGAAAGGUGCCAUUGGACGUUGACUCAGACACUUCUCCAUAUUCAACUCCACGGAAGCGGGGAAAAUUCACACCACGUGGCUCCAAGUUGCGGUCUCAGUUAUCACUCACUGAGGAUAUUGCUAUCUCAAUAGAGUCUGAACCCCGUAUUGCAACACCAAACCUGUCUCUGCCAGUGUCAGAAGCUGGCAAGUCAGGUAAUAGCGGUCAAACUGGGGACAAUGCAGAAGCCUCUGGUACAGAUUCAGAAUCCCUCACAUCCCUCACGCCCGAAGAAUCGCAAAGAUCAUCGACGUCCACCGCUGCGACUUCGAUUUGUGACGAGAAAACCGGAGUCAAAACAAGGUCAACUAGGGCCUCAACAAGGCUUGCGGCGCUUGGGGAGAGUUCAAUACUGGCUGAAACGACCAUAUCGAUGUCGGGUCCCGCGACCCAAGUCAAACUAAAAGUGGAACCAUCUUGCGGACCCCCCACUACUAUAACAGCAUGUCUAGAGGCGCAAUCGCGCGCCGACAGCUGCGUUAGCGAUAUCUCGAGUUCUGUGAGGCUAGAGACGGGAUCCGAAGCACUGGAACAUGUGAAGAAACCGAGAAAGCCCAGAACGAAGAAGAUCUAUCUGACCAUUGAGCCAGAAUCUAAACUCACACGAGUCCCUGGGGAUUACACCAAAACCCCCAAACUCCUAGCACAUUCAUAUGAUCGCUGGAUAGACUGCCACACUUGCAAUGCGUGGUUCGUACAACAAAAUUCCUACUUGACCCGACGCGAGUGUCCUCGUUGCGAGCGCCACUCUAUGCUCUACGGGUUUCGCUGGCCGAAGACGGACAAGGAGGGUCCGAACGACGACGAAGAGAGAGUGAUGGAUCACCGUACUGUUCAUCGAUUCUUGUACCCUGAAGAAGAGGCGCUUGUAUCUCGCAGGGGCCGUGGAGUCAGUUUUGGUAUUACGCCCACCCCGGAGCUGUCUGAUAUGCGCAGUGAAACCCCAGACAGUGAGGCCCUCGACGAGCGAGGUAGCACUCGGGUGACGCGGCGGCACACUCGAGCCCUCCGAAUGACUAUGUAA